AUGACUGGUCAAAAUAUGGACGACGAAAUCAUGCGUGGUAACUCGAAGGUCUCGCAUAGUGAGGGGGGUAUGCCUGCCUUGACGCAGGUCCCCACCUCCAUUACAUUGUCUGCUGAGCAGUUUGAGAGGCUGUAUUUGAGUCCUAUGAUGCACCGUCAGCCGACGCUGGCGAAGAAUCUAGGAAAUCCUACUCCAUUAGGAAUUGGGGCUUUUGUGCUCACAGCCACACCACUUGCAUGCUGCUUGAUGGGAUGGAGAGGCGCUGGUGGGGGUGGUGCUGCAUUCACUGGAGUUUUGAUUUUGCUGGGUGGACUCUUGCUAGUUCUUUCCAGCAUCCUUGAGUUCAUUCUUGGAAACACAUUCUCUUCGGUCGUUUUUGGUCACUUGGGUGGAUUCUGCUUGGCUUUUGGUGCCACUAUGACUCCAGCUUUCAACUCUGCAGCCCCAUACUCCGCAGACGGAACCAAUACCUUAGCAGGUCUUCACGGUCCUGGUUUUGUGGACACGUUCGCAUUUUUCUUUUUAUUCAUGGCAUUGCUGAUGCUGAUAUACACUGUCUGCGCAACUCGCACCAACAUUGUGUUUGUGCUGAUCUUUGCAUCUCUGAUUUUCGUUUUCUCUCUCUUGGCUGCCGCAUAUUGGAAACUGGGUCUCGAAGACGAGGUGGUUGCUAACCGGUUGACUGUGGGCGCUGGUGCCGCGUUGUUCGUGGCUACUAUGUUAGGAUUCUACUUACUGACAGCGCAGCUGCUUGACUCUGUGGGCUUUCCUCUUUCAUUGCCUAUUGGAGAUUUAAGUGCAGUUUGGAAUCGCAAAAGCCAACGGAAUAUUUUGGAUCCCGAGCUGGCUACUGAUGGUAAUGGCAAAUUCUGA
Penicillium longicatenatum is the source of this 873-nucleotide messenger RNA. RefSeq lists its product as uncharacterized. NCBI's taxonomy places the organism in Eukaryota, Fungi, Ascomycota, Eurotiomycetes, Eurotiales, Aspergillaceae. The transcript has 8 exons. Gene Ontology annotation, molecular function: acetate transmembrane transporter activity. The record is from RefSeq and is a predicted model, not a curated record. The coding region runs from base 1 to 873 and encodes 290 amino acids. Gene Ontology annotation, cellular component: plasma membrane.